AUGCCGAAAGCGCUCAAGAAGCGAAAGCCGAAGCCUGGAGCCGGCGAUGAGGACCCGGGCGAGCAGGGCAGCGGGGCCUCGCUCGAGGACGUGGCGAGCUUCUUAGCACGGAAGCUCGAAUUCCACUUCACGAAGGACAAGGACGCGGAGCGCACCGUUGACCCAGCUGAGUGCAAGGAGCUGCUUCAGGUGCUCGGCGAGCUUCGGCAGAAGGUGCAGGGUGUCCACUCGGGGGCCUACAAGACGCUGGUGCUGAAGUUCCAGCGAGGCCUGGACGCAGCCACGGGCGCGAAACCCGGGGAGGGCGGUGCAGCUUCCCGCGGACCCGCAGCCUACUUAGAGAUGAAGGUGCAGCUGCUCCUCAGCUACCUGAUCGCCUUGACGUACUACCUGCUCCUGAAGGUCAAAGGUGUGCCGGUGGAGACCCACCCAGUCGUGCCCCGGCUCCUGUGGAUCCGGUCGCUUCUGGAGAAGCUCAAGCCAGUGGACCAGCGCCUGCAGUAUCAGAUGAACAAGCUCCUGCAGUGGACGGACGCCAAGAGAGCGGAGCAGCUCGCAGGCCAGACAGAUGCGCAUGCCCUCCGCCCGGGGAAGUUGGCGACCACGGUAGCAGAUGAGGAGGAGGAGGGCGAGGAGGCGUCGGAGGCGCCAGAGGAGAAGGAGGAUGCGGUCUACAAACCGCCCAAGAUCUCCCAGGUGGAAUACACCGGCGACCAUGUCUCCAUGCAGGAGAAGGCGGAGAAAGAGCUGGAGCGGAAGAAGGCCCGCCUCGAGCGCAGCGAGUUCAUGAGAAGCCUGCGUGAGGAGUUCACAGAUGCGCCUAGAGAGAUUCUGGGCGAGGAGAAGUCCGCACGAGCUGCGAAAGCGGAGCGGCUUCUGCAGGAGCAGCAAGAGUACGAGGAAGAUACGAUGACCCGGAUCAGGGUCAAGAAGGCCGACGCCCGCAAGCA
This is a messenger RNA of Symbiodinium natans, 950 nucleotides long. The record is from the annotation of a GenBank genome assembly. Lineage: Eukaryota; Dinophyceae; Suessiales; Symbiodiniaceae.